Messenger RNA from Aedes aegypti (yellow fever mosquito), 3042 nucleotides. Its product is annotated as protein aubergine. The record is from RefSeq and is a predicted model, not a curated record. Bases 97 to 2745 code for a protein of 882 amino acids. Lineage: Eukaryota; Metazoa; Arthropoda; Insecta; Diptera; Culicidae. Gene Ontology annotation, cellular component: P granule. Gene Ontology annotation, biological process: regulatory ncRNA-mediated gene silencing. The transcript is spliced from 6 exons. Gene Ontology annotation, molecular function: protein binding; piRNA binding.
UUGUGGCAACACUGAGAGUGGAUCGAAAACGCGACUCGACUUGCAGACGUCGGAAAAAAGUCAUUCCAGUUGUGAAAAAAAAACCUUAAGAAAAUAAUGGCCGAUCGACAACCGGUAAGGCGAGCUCGAGCUCGUGGAUACACGGCCGUUAGCGUGUCUCAUGAGUCCCGACAAGGUCGUGGUCAACCCCCUGUCCGGGGAAGUGGCGUUGCAGUGUCCGGGCCACGCCCAUCGUUUCAACAUCCUGGAGCCGAGGGACGUGCCGUAACUUACCACGAAGGUUCCGCCGGACGUGGCGCCGUUAGUGCUUCCACUAGUGGUGGAGGGAACGGCAACGGUAACGGUGGGGAUGGUAACGGAAAUGGAGCGGCUGCAGUGGCUAGCCGCGGGGCAAUGCGAGGUCGACGUCCCGUUGGAGAUACCCUUCGCACUCGUGCUCUGGAUGCUCCUUCAAAACAUGGAACCGCUGGCCAACCGCUUCAGCUGCAAGCGAACUACUUCAAGCUGCUCAAGCACAUCGAAUGGACACUGUACCAGUAUCGGGUAGAUUUCGCUCCGGCCUGUGACAGUAUCCGGUUGAUGCAAGGGCUGAUUAGUCAGCACAAGAAGACCUUCGGAGGAUAUCUGUUCGACGGAACGCAGCUCUUUAUGGUGAACAAACUGAGGAGCGAGCAGCUGUCCCUGGAAUGUCGCCACGAGCGGACAGGGGAGGUUUAUCAGGUAAAAAUCGUCCACACCGGAACCGUCGACAUGACCAACGAAACCGGCAUCCAGGUACUGAAUUUGAUCCUUCGUCGCGCCAUGGGAGGACUGAAUCUUCAACUGGUCGGCCGAAACUUGUACGAUGCGGCCGCCAAAAUCGCUAUCCGCGACUUUCACAUUGAACUGUGGCCGGGUUACGUUACCAGCAUCCGUCAGCACGAGCAGGACAUUCUGGUGUGCUGUGAAAUUGCUCACAAGACCAUGCGGAUGCAAACCUGCUACGACGUUCUGCGGGAUUGUCGGAACAAUGAUCGAAACUAUAAGGAUGCUUUCACCCGAUCCGUCUUGGGGGUCGUCGUUUUGACCGGUUACAACAAUAAGACCUACACGAUUCAUGACGUGUCGUUUGAAACGACGCCGUCCAGCACUUUCGAGACCAAGAAUGGGAAAAUUUCCUUCGUCGAGUACUACCAGCAGAAGUACAACAUUCGGAUCCGGGAUCCGAACCAGCCGAUGUUGCUGUCCCGAGCGAAGAAGCGGGAUCUGCGAGCAGGGGGCAACGAACUGAUGGCACUCGUUCCGGAACUGUGCCAGAUGACGGGGCUUACCGACCAGAUGAGAAACGAUUUUCGAAUGAUGCGCGCCAUGUCCGACUACACUCGCCUCAACCCGGAUCGGCGCAUUGAGCGGCUGGAAACGUUCAACCGCCGUCUUCAGACCACACCGGAGAGCAUGGAAGUGUUCAAGGUAUGGCAGAUGGAGCUGGACAAACGUCUGGUUGAACUCCCGGGCCGACUGCUGCCCCAGGAAAUGAUCCAGUUUUCCACGACAUCGACAGGGGUCCCAGCGGGUGAUAAUGCAGAUUGGACCAUGCACUUCCGCAACAAUCCGAUGCUGUCAACCGUUCGGUUAGACCAUUGGUACAUUAUUGUACCGAGUCGGGCCCAGCGAGAAGCCAACGAAUUCCUUGGCUGCUUGAUGCAGGCUGCCCAGGGAAUGCGAUUUGAUGUCAAACGAUGUGAGUUUGUUACCAUCCCGGACGACAGUCCCGGAACCUAUGUCCGAAUGUUGGACAAUGUUGUGAACAAAGAUCCCCAACUGAUCAUGUGCGUUGUGACGAAUCAAAAGGCCGAUCGGUACACGGCCAUCAAAAAGAAGUGCUGCGUUGAUCGCGCCGUUCCAACGCAGGUCAUUUGCCAGAAGACCAUCACACCGAAGGGAGGCAAUGUGCGGACGCUGAUGUCCGUUGCCACCAAGGUUGUCAUCCAGAUGAAUUGCAAACUGGGCGGAGUACCGUGGAAGGUGAAGAUUCCGCUCAGCGGCAUGAUGACCAUCGGUUUCGAUGUGUGUCACGACACGAACGAUAAGUCGAAAUCUUACGGAGCGAUGGUGGCCACGUUCGAUCACGAUAACCGAGGUACUCCCAAGUUCUUUUCAACCGUGAGUCAGCACAGACACGGGGAAGAAAUAUGCAACUAUCUUCCUCUGAACACGAUCAAGGCUCUGAACGAGUAUCGCAAGGAGUACAACGAACUGCCGAAGCGUAUCUUCUUCUACCGGGAUGGUGUCGGAGAGGGUCAACUGCACUACGUGUACGAACACGAGGUCAAAUCGAUCGUGGACAAGCUGAACGAGAUCUACAAAUCCGCCGGAGCCGAGCAGGACGUCAUGUUCACCUUCAUCAUCGUGAGCAAGCGCAUCAAUACGAGAUUCUUCGAUCGCAAACAGAAUCCAAGGCCAGGAACGGUGGUCGAUGAUGUGGUGACAAACCCGGAACGUACCGAUUUCUACAUUGUUUCGCAGUCGGUCCGCCAGGGAACGGUUUCCCCCACGGCGUACAACGUUCUCUACGACACGUCCGGGCUGAAAGUGGACCACCUGCAGAUGUUGUCCUACAAGCAGUGCCAUCUGUACUACAACUGGUCCGGAACAACGCGGGUACCAGCGGUUUGCCAGUACGCCCACAAACUGUCCUUCCUGAUCGGGCAGUUUAUCCACCAGGCGCCGAGCAAUCUGCUCGAGAAGAAGCUCUACUUCCUGUAGGGGAAGUAACGCAGCGUAUUCUGGUUUUGGUUGGUUUUACAGUCUUUUACAAUAUUUAACUACGUUGACUUCAAGCAUUGCAUGUUGACCAAGCAAUUAGCGCAUGUAUUUAAGCAGAUACCAUUGCCGUAGAUUUAUUUUACUUUUUUUCGUUUCGUAAUAUUGAAUUGGCUAAGCAUAAUAUAAUAAUACUUAUAUUAUUUUUGUUGGAAUUGACUAGUUUGUUGAUACAUUAUUUUUAUGUAAAGUAAAAUUAUUGCUUUAAUAAAUAUUCGCUAUUCCAGUAUGGCACAAAAA